Molecule: messenger RNA, 1456 nt
Organism: Hydra vulgaris (swiftwater hydra)
Lineage: Eukaryota; Metazoa; Cnidaria; Hydrozoa; Anthoathecata; Hydridae
Source: RefSeq, a predicted model, not a curated record
UGGUCAGAUACUCUUUUAAUUUUUUUAAAAAAAAUGUUGCAUCACAAAUUUAACCCCCCCCCUCUCCCCCUCGUAACAAAUCGUCACAAAAUCGCCAACUUUUUUUUACAUUGUUUAUUUACAUUUUUAAAUUUAACUUUUAUAACAACGAGGAGUUAGUAUUCAUCAUCAAGAACAUAUCUUACAUCCUUGUCACGAUUUAAACCCAAAAGAUAACAUUUAAUUUCAAAAUACAAAUGAUACAUGGAGAAAACAAUAAUUUUAUUAACAAAAAGUUUGUUAUUGUUGUAUUUAAAAAUGAAAAUGAUAACAGAGGAAAAUGUUCAAUGGAAGUUAUACCAUCUUGCUUGCUUAUUGGAGCUGAUAUGUGUUAUUGGCCACCAAAACGCACUAGUUUAUCCAGAAUUGGACAUUAUAUUGAAACAUGUGCCAAAUAUGAAAUCAACUGGCAAAGGUUUUCCAUAAAGAUUCUUUCAAGCACAGACAACCUUAAAUCUGCCAAUGAACUUGCUGAAAAAAUCCUAUACACGUCAAAUGUAGAAACAGAGGAUAGUGAGUUUGAAACAGAGCAUUGUACAAAAAAAACAAAACCUUUUCUUGAUGCAGAAAGUGAUGGCGAUAUUUCUGAUGUGUCUGCAAAAAUGUGUGGUUUAAAAAAAAGUACUAAAAAAUCUAAAUUUACACCUUCAGUAUUUAAUCCAGUUAUCAUGUCUAAAACGCCAGACAGACUUGAUGUACCAGCUGCUGAAAUAACAGAAGUUCCAACAAGGUUUGAAUCACAAAUUGAUUUUGCAGUAAAUAAAGCAAAACUGCAGCAUUUUGAUCAGCAUGCUUUUGCGAUGAGAUUUUUUGCAUUUGAAAAGUCAUGCUUAGAUCUUUUAAACGGUGAUCGUUAUGAUAUUAAAAAUAUAAGAAAUCGUUUGGAUAACAUUGAGAAUAGGCUGCAAACUUUUAAAGAACCUGCUAUUGACCAAACCAUGUUAGCGUCAACUACACUCCAAACACAAUGGCAUAAUAUAUUGCCUAUAUUAAGCGAAAUAGACUUAGAAAACAUAGAAAUGAUGAUAGCAGAAAAAACUGUCAGUGAUUCUUUGGUUUGUCAUCUUGUUUUGUUGGGCGGCGAAAACUAUAAAAGAAUGACAACGGAUGUAAUUAAGUCCAUGUUUUCUAAACAAGUUAGCCUUUCAUAUUCUGCGCAUGGCAAAAAAGGCAAAAAAUCAUUAAUUAAACACUCAAUUUAUAAUGUUAUAAUUGUUGCUGUUAGACGGAGGUUUCCUGAAGCAACUGAAAAACAGAUAAGAGAAAGAAUUGGAUCCUGUUUGACGACUUCUCGAGACUAGAAUGGUCGUCGUAAAAGUCGAUCAUUAACUCUGCCUACUGAGCCAAUAUCGUUUGGCAACAGCACCUUUGAUAAUCUUAAUUAAAUGGACAGUAAAUAAAAGUAUCUUGUGCAAAA